Messenger RNA from Xyrauchen texanus (razorback sucker), 1979 nucleotides. Its product is annotated as transmembrane protein 263. The transcript is spliced from 3 exons. The record is from RefSeq and is a predicted model, not a curated record. Lineage: Eukaryota; Metazoa; Chordata; Actinopteri; Cypriniformes; Catostomidae. Bases 272 to 634 code for a protein of 120 amino acids.
AGUGGUACGUGGUUAAAAACGGCAAACUCGGACGCCACGUAUACAUUAUGCGAAGAUAGGUCUUUAAAAGAAAAGUCUUGUCUGGUGGCGAAAUCUUUGUUGUAGUUUUAUUUAUUUAUUUUUUUGUUGUAAUUUUAGCGUGUGUCUUUUUAAGUCGCCAGAAGGGAACAGCAUUUUUUUUGUUGCAUUGAAACAAACAAGGGGUGGGAACAGAAGUUUCCAACUUCAUCUGCAGAAGUUGAGCGCAAAGUUAACGUCUAACACAAGUAACAUGAGUGAAGCAGACCAGCAACGGGAUGAGAUGCCUGCAUACCUGCAGGAUGAGCCUCCCACAGAUACCAAUAAAGACCAUCCCCAGCCCCAGCCUGGCAUGUUCUCUAGGGUGGCUGGUGGUCUGUUCAAUGUCACAAAGGGUGCUGUCGGGGCCACGGUGGGUGGAGUUGCCUGGGUUGGAGGGAAGGGCUUCAAUCUCACGAAAACUGCCGUUACCUCAGUAGCCUCUGUGCCAGCGAUGGGGGUGGGGCUUGUGAAGGGCAGCAUGUCUGCUGUGGCGGGUGGAGUGACUGCCGUCGGAUCUGCUGUUGCCAGUAAAGUUCCCAUUGGCGGAGGCAAGAAGAAGGACAAGUCUGAUUGAAUCAUGUGGCUUGAAGGCUUCUGCAUUAUGUCUUCUUGUUCGACUCCUAAGCAAGUCAUAUUGGAGUUCAUCUUCCAUGUUAUGAGCGUAUUUGGACCAUAUCCGUCUGCCUGACCAGACCAAUAAGAUGACAUUCGUAAGAUGAUGGGCCUUGCUCAACACAAGAACCCUUUGUCUUUGUGUGUUCUUACCGGAAUAUGACAAUAAGUGGGCGUUGUAUUCAGAGUUAUGCCCAAAUAGUUUAUGUCUGAAGUAUACAAUUUCUGACCAGAGAUGGGUGUGUGCGUGAAUUCUAAAUGUUCUGUUUCUGUUUUACUGCGCACACAAAGGCACACCAUUUCAGGCUUCGUAUCUGUGACUGUAGACACAAAUAAUUCACAAACUGUUUACACAAACCUAACAGCCGAAGCCAGUCAGUGAAUUAAUAUGAAGAUCAAUCAAGUGCCCCUCAAGGUGAUGUGUGGAGAAAAUCACAGACUGUGGGGUGCACCACUGAUGGUGGUGCUCUAUCCAUCUUAUUGAUAGUUUGUGAGAUUACUUUGUGCCUUUGGGGUCCACGCUGAUCCAUGCUGCCCUCUCUCAUCAUGUGAAUGCUCUGUGUCCCCUUCAAAACACAAACAUAUUCGCACAUUCUGGGCUGUUGUAUCUGAGGUUUUGUCUACUUUGAUGUAGAUUGUAGAACAACCCUGCUCAAAAAUACACCUUAAACCUGCCUAAGAUGGUUUGCUGGUCUAAAAUGUUGUGGUUUACUGGUGGUGUUCUGCUGGGCGACCAGCUGGCCUGACCAGCUAGGAAGUGCCUAAUGCCCUUCUAAGACCAGCAAACCUGUUUAGGCUGGUUUAAGAUGUGCUCCACUACAAUUGUGGGCCAAAAAUCUGAAUGCUGUUAUCACUAAUGGAUUUUAGGGGAAAGUGUGCAUGUGUGUGUGUGUGUGUGUUAGAUUGACAAUCUUUUUUUAAACAAGUCUGUUUUGAUUACUUCAACUACAGAUGUACUCCCCCAUUAGAUUGACUGUAUUUUUCUCUUUUCUGUGUGUCAUUCCAUCUUGUUUUUUUCACUUUUCUUUUUAUUUCUUUUGCUGUUUUCUCUAUAAUGUGAAAUUUGUAUGGGCCAACAAAGAACCACCUUCUAUUUUUCUUUUUCCUUUACCAAAGAAUUUGGAUGAAAAAAAGUUAAUUGUAUUUGAAGAUUUUUUUGGUGUGUUGUUAAUGUUUAUAUAAUGGAUACUUUAUGGUAUUCAGUGUACUCUCUAUUUUAGUGUCAAUGUAUAGUUGUUUCUAGAUUGGUUUGAGUCUAUUUCAGUGUAUAAUGUGAGUUCAAAGGACAUAAUAAAUAAAUAACAUCA